This is a messenger RNA of Mycetomoellerius zeteki, 4009 nucleotides long. RefSeq lists its product as uncharacterized. Lineage: Eukaryota; Metazoa; Arthropoda; Insecta; Hymenoptera; Formicidae. The transcript is spliced from 8 exons. Gene Ontology annotation, molecular function: cell adhesion molecule binding. The record is from RefSeq and is a predicted model, not a curated record. Gene Ontology annotation, cellular component: extracellular matrix. The coding region runs from base 484 to 3495 and encodes 1003 amino acids. Gene Ontology annotation, biological process: extracellular matrix organization; cell adhesion.
UCCAACAGUCCCGAACUUGUCCCCGUCGACGUGCGAACUCGUUAGGUCCUGCAACUGGUAGCUGGCAUAGCUCAGCUCAGCUACUUCCUGAUCUUGUCUCUUCCUAGACACAGGAAGAAAGAAAGAAAGGAAGACGCUACGGUGAAUUCAAUGUCUGAUAUCCCCUGGACGCGAGAAACACUUGUCCGCGUGAUUAAGCCAGAACACCGAUAAGAUCGAAGAAGCAAAGAACAAACGUCUAAAACAAUAGGGAUACCUCGCGUCUGAUCUCACGAGAGAGAUUUUUUUAAGGGGAAGGCAGAGUCAUCUUUAUUUAUAAGGAUCGUCGACUAAGAAAAGCUGCCAAGAGAGUAACUGUAAAUUAAUACAGGCAAGAAGAGGAUUUUCUAAUGUACCGGUGGUGAAAUUUAGAAGAAUACAACAGGUGCUUCAUCAUAGUGUGGACGUCGAUUUAGAGCCGGAAACAGAGUUCAUCCUUCCGUGAUGAAGCAGAGAUACUUCUUGUGCUUACUGUGGACCGCAUUGAUACUGCGGGGAGACAUCCUUGUGGCAGCUGAGGCCGAUCCUGCAAUUUUAAAUGGUGCUGACUUGCCCCAUCUUCAACAAGGCCGCAUCGUGAACGAUCCGCGACCUCGUCUCUCGGCUUCCCAACAAGCCCAGAUCCUGAGUGAUGUGCAGCAACACCAGCAACGAUACCGGCAACGUCCCGCUCAGGACUUCAAGAAUCCGCGGGCAAAUUUUCCCACGUUCGAACAAGCACAAUCCAGCACGCCGUUCUCCUCCCUGGCCAAAUACAAGGUUGAUCGAGCGAAGCAACAAUUGCAACAGUUACAGCAGCAGCAACAACAAGUGCAGCAGCUUCUGCAACAACAACAACAAAAGAUCGCCCAACAACUCGGUACCUCGAACUUCGUGAAUGGUGGUGAGAGCGGUAUACAAUCGCCGCAAUUCCAACGGCAACAAUAUCAGCAGCAACAGCAAUACAAUCAGUACAACCAGAACGGCUUCCAAAAUCUUCAGCAAGACUUGUCACAGCCACUGUUCAGCGAUCAACAGACGGUACAGUUACAGGACUAUCUCGAAAAGCAGCGUGAGCUGGAGUUGCUCCAGAAGCAGCGGCAGCAGCAGCGGCUUCAGCAACUUCAGAGGCUCACCUCCACUACGCCACCUCCACCUCCACCGACCACGACAUCAACCCCGAUUACCAUCAGCACCACUUCCGUGCCUUUGUUGCUGUCCUCGCCAACGGCGCGACGUAUCACACCGUCGGAAGCGGAGCUUUUUCUUAAAGCAAUUGCUAACCAUCAGAAGAAAUACACAACGACAGCAGCGAGUACAACUGCAACAGCUACUACCACCACUACUACACAGUCACCUCCGCCGGCCAGACGUUUGAUUACUUCUAAUACUCAUCGAGAGACGGAUAUACCGGAAAACCUGCUCAGCCUGGUCCAAGAGCAAGAGAGUCAACUGUUGCAGCAAGGCAAAUCGAAGCCGCAGAUCAAGAUAAUCUAUCAGACCGAAAAACCUAGCACGACGAAACAGAAUUCCGGCGGCAGAAGCAGGAGCUCUCAACCGUCCGAGCGGGAACUGUUGUUGAGGCAACUCAAACUCGCUCUAGCCCAGUCUGGCGAUGACGAUGACGUUGCUAGGAAUGUCACUACCAGGGAUCUGAUAUUGCCGAACGGCAAGAAAAUUCAGGUGAUCCACGCGCCAAAUGGCUUAUCUUCCAUUUCACCUAGUGGAAGUUCCACCAUUCUAACAUCGGCUGUGCCGUCCUCGACGACCACCAUCAAGCCUCCAAAAGCGCUCUUCGAGGAGUUGACGAAGGAUGGCGUACUGCCACCGGGCGCCGAUUUUGAAGUCAUCCGACAGAAAAGCGAUGGCAAGCUCGAGGAGGUCGGCAAGACACCGAUCAUCCAGAAUCUACCGGCGAAAAAAGUCACGUUCGUCCUGCUGGAGGAGCAGCCGGACGGUAGUUACAAAGUGCAAGGUGUCAAGGGUAAUGCCAACGACAAGGAGAGCGGCAGUGACGUCGAAUCUAUCGUCGAGAAGAUCAAAAAAGGCGAACUGAAGCUACCACCCAGCUCGCUUGGACCGACCACGCAGUCUUCCACGCUAGAACAUCUCGAAUCCAACUUCGAUCCAAAUCUGAUAGUGUCCACUGGUACGUCGAGGACGCCGGUAUCAUCUGUUCACUCCAUCAGCACGACGGCGGCGACCUUCAGACCCACUACCGUCAGAUCUACUUCGACCAGAUACAGCGAAAGCAAAUCGACAACGGAAUAUGUUCCUUACGUCACGGUAUCGCCGAACUCGGUGUCUACGACUGACAAAUACGUGACCUCGGCGUCCAGCGUCACGGGCCACGUGUACAACUCCUUGAAUCCUGGCCCGACGAAGACGACCCUGUCGGAUCAUAUUCCGAGGGUGACUACCAAGUACUCGUCGUCCACCAGGAGCCAAUUCAUCCCAACGAUGGCACCGGUGAACGAAAUCGUAACGACGGCAACGACUCCGACGUCUUACUCGCAUCACACGCCAAAUUCUUUCGUCUAUUUCUCCAAACAUUCGUCCCCGGAGACCUCGUCGACUUCGGCGGAGGAAGCCGUUAAGUCUCAAACUUCGCAGGAAAAUCUAGCUACAUUAUUGAAAAGAGAGGGCCUCUAUGCUAUGGCAAAGUACCUGAGACAGUCGGGAUUGGAUUCCGUGUUGAAUGAAACUGGUCCAUAUACCAUAUUCAUUCCUACGGACAAAGCCUUCAGGACAUUACUGGUGCAGCUGGGAGGACCAGAGAAAGCUGAGCAGAAAUUCCACGACAAUCCGAGACUUCUAAGUGGGCUCCUUCUUCAUCACGUCAUACCGGGAGCCUUCAGAAUAGAUUCUCUGCAGGAUGAGAUGACUGGCGUCAGUCUCGCAGGAACGCAAUUGCGGGUGAACGAGUACGCGAUGCAGGAUCACGAAUGGAACGAUUUAAAAGUAACGACGGUAAACGGGGCGCGUGUCGCGCCCAACAAACGAGACAUCGAGAUUCCUCAAGGUAUCGCCCACGCCGUCGACAGGGUCAUGUUCCCGCUGCCGGUCGGUGAUUUGGUGCAAACCCUGCAAGCCGAUCGUGAGAGGAGGUUCACUACGUUCCUCAGAAUGCUACACGUGUCGGGCUUGGAGGACACGCUUACAGGGCCGAAGACAUUUACCAUCUUCGCACCGACCGAUUCUGCUUUCACCGAUGCGUCCACAAAGAACGGUGUCCCAAUUUGGACCGAUGAGGAUGGGCCGGAAGCGGCGAAGGCGAUAAUUUCGCGGCACGUCAUUCCCACGACUCUUUAUACGGCCGGAAUGAGAUAUUACAUUCAAAAAGAUACCCUUCGCCCACAGUCGCCAAUUCAUAUCCACAAAAACGGCGGACGAGUACGAAUAAACGAAGCACAUGUCGUAACACAUAAUGUACCAGCAACAAACGGUGUGUUACAUGCUAUUGACGGUGUUCUAUAAAACGAUAGUUCGUAAUGAAUGCAAAUUGACGAUUUAAGAUGCACAAGUUGCAAUCAUGCAGGUGAUAAUCGUUUGAUAAUUUAUAACAUUAAACGAAUCGUAUUUAUAAUUUCUUAAAUACUCAAGAGCUCGAUAUAUCAAGUGAAUGUAAAUUACUUGCGUAAAUGCGGCGAAAUGCGUGGCGAUUAAGUCGAAUUGUAUAUCAAAGUAAUUACAAAUUCUAUAAACAAAUCAUUGCACCGCGCGAUUAGAUUCAAUCACCGACAAAUUGAAAUGUUAUGCCAUAGGUGUCGCGAAAUCAGAGGAAAAAGUAACGAGACCAUUUUAACGUAUGUGUAUACAUAUUAAUUUAUAUAAGAUAAGCAAAAAAAAAACCAGAGAUUCAUGUACUCGUGCCAUGAGGCCCAUGAGCACAAGAGUAUGGAAUAUUAAUCACUAUUGUAUAGAAUGGUAACGCAAUACCAUGUUUAGUUCUCAUAUAGCUCAUAUCUUUUUAUAAAUAAAUGUACAGAAU